GGUGGAACUGUUAGGCACAGAGUGUUGGGAAACAGAGCUCCUUAAGGGCGUGCUGAAACCAAAUCCAGCUGAGCUUAUUAUGCAGAGGGCGGAAAACUGAAGAAAAAAGGGAGUUGAAACUCCAGCGUGGCAGGGAAGUUCAUGUGUGAUGGCGUAACAGAUACGUUUGGGAAAAGCUUAAAAGAAACUAGAAGGAUUUUUGAAAGAAAAGAGUACAGGAGCAAGUGAGUGGACUUGAACUGCUGUGGUUGGUGAAGCUGUGCAGGAGCCAGAGCGGCUGAGGGCGGGACAGAGGAAGUGUGGUUGGCUGCACAGCAGUUUAAAGGCUCAUUGUUCUGACAGAGCAGCGGCAGAGGAAGCCCAGGAGUCGACAUAUGCUGGACAGCCUAGACAUGGACACAGCUAUGGACAAGGUUGUCAAGACUGGAAGGUUUCUGUGGAACCAAACAAGUUUAGAGGGUCAACCACCGUCGUCCUCAGUUCUUUCAGUUCCUGCUGAUGGAUCAGGCUUCAGAUGUCUCUAGAGCCAAGAGCAGUGGGUGCUGCUGGAGAUGUAGCAAGAUGCCUCAUAUGCAAGGAGAGGUGCUCUGGAUUUCAGCCACAUAUUUGGAGAAAAGCCUGCAUGACGUGUGGCUGCAGCUCAGUGGACCACACGCCUGGAAGUGACGGAGAGGAUGAUCAGAGAAUGGGCCGAUUGCUGGCAGACUCACCUUACUCCCAUCUAACAGCCAAAGUCAAAGGUGGUGGGGGGCUUCGCAUGUACAAGAGAAAUCGGAUGAUUGUGACAAACCCGGUGGUGUCAGGCAAAGACCCAACUUUCAACACUAUAACAUAUGACUGGGCACCAGCAGGCCUCAACCAGAAACUGGCAAUGCAGUACAUGGAGCUCCUUCCAGAAAGCCUUCGCCCUGUCUCUGGGAGUGUUGGAUCGCUGGAGCGGCGCAAGCAGCUCCUCCAUCAGCUUCCAUCGUACGAUCAGGACCCCAUGAAGUGUCAGAGCCUGGCUAGUGAGGAGGAGAUAACAGCUAUGCUGUUGUUUGUGAAACAGUACAAGCAGGAAGUGCUGGGGGUGGGGGAGGUGGCCUUACCUGGUGAAUCUGCAGCUCUGAAGGAAGCAGGCAUGCUGAGGACAGCAAAGGAGUCUGGACAACCACAGGGCCACACCUCUGCCAGUGGCCUUACCCCCGCUGCUGAUGGCUCCAAUGGAACAGAUGGCAUGACCCAAUAUGUGAAUGAGAGUACACUGCGGUGUUCUGGUUGUAAUGAAGAGGUUGCCAAGGAGAGCCCAGUUGUUUAUGCUGAGCGUGCUGGUUACGAUUGCGCCCUGUGGCAUCCCACCUGCUUCAGAUGUUCAGAGUGCAACCAGAGUUUGGUAGACCUGGUCUACUUCUGGUCCUGUCAGAAACUGCUCUGUGGACGACACUACUGCCAGUCGGUGUGGCCAAGAUGUUCAGGCUGUGACGAGCUCAUCUUCUGCAGCUCUUUCUUCACCUCCAAAGAUGAACAGACGUGGCAUCAGGAGCAUUACUGCUGCUGGAGAUGCGGAUGCAGCCCGGAGACACCCUGCCAGCACUGACGCACAACUACAAUGCACACACACUCCACAAACAUGUAAACACAAACUCCUGUAAAACAGGGAAGUGUUGCUGGAAUAAACCUUUUGCAUUUGGUGAGUAGAUCCAUCAGAGUGCAGAAUUUCUAGGUGACAUGCAUCUUGAAAUUAUGCAAAAGGAAGCAUCAGAAGGAAAACAUCAAUAGUUGCGUGUUUCAGAAAUUUAGGUCCACAAAGAAAAUGAACGAGCCACUUAAAAUGUUAGAGUUUCAAACAUAAAACAUUUGUUCUGAAGCAGAGGAUCCGUUAGUGGAGCUCUUUAGAUAGAAAACAUGCAGUUGACAGAAAUGCACGUAAAAGAAAUAUUUACGCCUCAGCUCUUAAACUGUUAGGAGACAGAUCUGCCAGACUGAAGGUGUGGUUUGAACAGACAGCUGGAUGAAGUCACUUCAGCCACGGAUCAAAUGUUUUCAUGUCAAAGAAAAGCCCCAGCUCAGAAGGAUGCACCCACAUGCUUGGUGCAUUCUGAAUCAGAAAGGAAGAUUUUUCUUCUGGUUCAUGAGAGGGGGCACCAGGAGGGGUCAUGGCAGCCCCGCAGAGAAGACCCUGCUCGGAUCUGGACUUGAUCAUCAACCCAUACAGAAGAAGCACAUGAACUACAGACUUAAUUUUACUACAGAUGAGACUGCUGCAUGCUCAGAAACCAGCAACCUCUGAACUUUUAUUGUUUGUAAUUUGAAUCUUUAUUUAAAAAAAUUGUAACAACAAUUAGCUAACAUUUAGAUUAUCUGAUGGACAUUGUAAAGUUUUCUGAAUCUUUAAAGACUUUACAUGUACCUUCAUCUUUAUUCGUAAGCUCUAUGACUCACUCUGGUAUUAUUGGCAUCAGGCAUUAUUUCUUUGUUUUUUUAUUUUUCCAGUUUUGAAACUGUAAAGUGUUUGCCCUUUCAUGAACUGGAAAUGACAGAUCAUUUUUCAUUGUGUCUCUCUGGUUGGGUAUUCAUAACUGGAUGUGGAUUAAUCGUAGACAAACGCUGAUCCAUUUUGAAGGGUUUCAUCUUCAGGCUGGUAAAAUGCUAUGUAAACGGUUCCAACCCUAAACCUCAUCUGAUCCCUUUGAAGAAUAUCUACCCUAUAUGGUCCAAUAGUGGCCGGUCUCCAAUAAACUCCAGGUUUAACAGAUGUUCGUUACUUUAGGCACCGAUCUCUAAGAACCCCCCCCCGAAUAAAACACUUGCAACACAAAAGGAGGAUGCAUUAUUUGGCAGGUCAUUUCUGCUGGUUACAGAGAGUCCCUUCCUCUCCUAAUUCAAUUUAACCCUUGUGCUAUCCUAUGACUCCAACCUUACAUUGACGUGUUAUUCCUACUACUAUGACAAAGGUGGAUAAAGGUGGAAAGAUUUCAUGUAAUCCAUGGACACCAGUGAAGAUCACAAAUCAUUGAAGAAAAAAGGUUCAGAGCACUGUCUAGUGGGGUCUAGAUGACCCAACUCCCAAUGUAAAAGUGCUUAGGAUAGCACAAGGGUUAAAUAUGAUUUUCAGUCAUCAUUCUGUCCCGUUUGGCCUCCUGUGGCCAAACAUGUUCAUGAUUGUGAGCAUGUUAAUGACACAUACCUUUGUGAAGGAAUUAUAUUGAAAUGCCAAAUGAUACAGAAAAUGAUACAGAUCCCUUGAAAGAACUCAGACCUCUCAGUCCAGAAGAGAGCAGUGCUAGGAACAGCUAAGAUACUGCAGGACCCUCAAGCUCCCAGGCCUCUGCUAGAGGACCUGAGCUUGGGUGAGAAACCACCCACGGAAAGGUGAGAGAGGCGUUUUAGUGAACAAAGACGUGAUCGCACUGGAUGCAACUACGCUGUACAUGCACAUUCCUGCGACGGGGGAGGCAAUUCUCGGCAGGCAUGCAGUUCUCACCAUCAUACCGGUUACCAAAUUUUUGGAAUAAAUGCUGGGGCUACCAUUGGAAGAAAUACAGUAAUAACCUGUACCAUACUUAACCCUUGUGCUAUCUUAGAUGACCCCACCCUUACGUUGACGUGUUCUCCCUACCAUGACAAAGGUGGAUAAAGGUGGAAAGAUUUCAUGUAAUCCAUGGACAGCAGUGAAGAUCACAAAUCAUUGAAGAAAAAAGGUUCAGAGCACUGUCUAGUGGGUGUAGAUGACCCAACUCCCAAUGUCAAAGUACCUAGGAUAGCACAAGGGUUACACAAAAGGACUUGAUGGCUAUGACUUAGGAAACGGUAACAUGCGUUUUUGUAUGGUUGACCUUUGUGAGUUCAUUUUGAGUUGUUUCCUUUAUUGAUUUGCUUGUUUUUGGUUUUAUUCUUGUUCCUCAUUCAAUUGUUUCUUUUGCUGCCUGGCUUUCUGUAAAAACAUGAUCCAAAUAUUCUAUUGUGUUUGUUUCAGACAUACACAAUAACGAAAAAGAAAAAAGAUUUCUGCAUGUCAGCUUUUCUUAAUUUUACUGCCAAAAGAUGUUUCCUGCAUAAACAUGUGUUUUUAAAAAAUAAACAGAGGAUACAUAUAA
Oryzias latipes (Japanese medaka) is the source of this 4076-nucleotide messenger RNA. The record is from RefSeq and is a predicted model, not a curated record. Lineage: Eukaryota; Metazoa; Chordata; Actinopteri; Beloniformes; Adrianichthyidae.